CAGAUUCAGAAGGGUUGGGAACCCGGGCCCAUAUAAAAGCGCUCCUCAGGGCGACCUCCGCGCUAGAGUGGUGAUAAACCCCUGUUCAAAAUGUUUGUGUCUAGGAUAUUUGUUUUCUCGGUUUUGCUCGUAGUGUUUUCAUGCAUAUCGUCCAUUCACGGAUGGCUUUUCUACAAAAAAUCGUACUACCCGUACGCUACGAGGGAAUACAACGCGAACCAGGCGCAGGCUAGCCAGGGCCAGGGCCAGAGCGGGGCCCAGCCGCAGCAGACUCCACCGCAAGGGGCCCACCACCCGGUGCCGGUGGCGACGCCCAACAACUGGAUGCCCAUGCUCCACUCGGGCGUAUUCUACAACGACGCCGCCCCCGGACAAGGCGUCCCUGUCACCGUCGCCAUCCCGGUAGCCGUCCCCGCUGCAGUGCUAAAGGACAAUAUUCCUCCGAACAUGUACAUGGGUAACACGCACCCUGGCUCCGUUCAAAGCGUGCCUCUGUACGUACAGGAUCGUCCCCAGGGUCUGCAGAUGUCGCAUCCGAAUCUCAUCGGCGCACCUCAGGACGGAGGGAUGAAGUACUCUUACGGCCCAUGCAUGUGUCCGGUGUCCUACUCGACGAAAGUGGAAGCCGACCAACCACAGCCUCCAUCGACGCCGGAACAGCCGACGCAACCAGCCACCCCGACACGCGAGACGUACGUCGUCCAACCCGUCGGCACGACAACAGCUUAAACUUUGACAGUCGAGAGUAGAUCAUGCGAUUGAUGCGACGAAAAAUGCCAAAAAUUACUGCGCUGAAGCAGCGUAACUAGGGGGAAUAGACUGAUUUAUUUUUAUAAGUCAAUCAUUGGCGGAUCCAGCAAUUUGGCAACAUUGUCUUUUCGCCAUUUAAACCUAUUGAAAUGUAUCGAUUCUUGGAGGGGCCAGGUGCUCCAACAAGAAUCGAUUCGCUAUCAUAGGUUUAAAUGGAGAAAAUCCGAUGUUGGCAAAUUGCUGGAUUAGCCUCUGAAGUCAAUGCUGCCUUCAGUGUACAGAACUGUUGUUAAGAAACACGAAAUCGCUUCUCUGAAGUCAGGGUGGAACUUAAUUUUGAGAUGAGCCCUUUCGUGCAUUUAAUUUUAUGCUUUUCAGGGCUCAACUUGAAGUAGAAAUACGCCCUUACAUCAGAGGAGUAUGUUGCAUACUUGGCGUAAAACAUACCCGUGUAUGCUUCGGGUCUGUCCGGGCAGUAGGAUUGUUCGUCGUCAAAUCACGACAUUUCAUCAAAUCAGUUUUAGCUGAGUUAAACUUGGUUUUUUCAUCAUGAGAAGGAGAUAAUUUCAAAAAGUGUAGAGUGAAUUAUCACCAAGCUUUUAUUGGAAAUUAAUCUGAGCAAAAAAGGACCCCGUAGAGAAAUGGUUGUGAGGGUCAUUUUAGUAUUUCCGAUUCUUUGAAGAAAUCAACCCUAGUAAAGUUUGAAUCCUGUUGUAAUUAGAGUAUAAUACAAAGCGACUACUUACAGUAAAAUCAACUAUGACCUCAGCUAAUAAUGCAUCCAAAGAAAGAAAAUCUAUUUAAUUAAUUUAUUCGUUCAAAAGACUUGAUAUGAAAAAUAGGUUGUUUAUUCAGAAAAGUCAAAACUGAUUAUUUUUACCAAAAGCUCAUCGAAACGUUUCUCUUGAAUGGACGAUUUGAAAUUCUUCAAAUAAAUUAUUUUCCUAUGAAAAAAA
Bemisia tabaci is the source of this 1706-nucleotide messenger RNA. RefSeq lists its product as uncharacterized. The record is from RefSeq and is a predicted model, not a curated record. NCBI's taxonomy places the organism in Eukaryota, Metazoa, Arthropoda, Insecta, Hemiptera, Aleyrodidae.